CGAAAGUGCGCCUACUCAAGCGUCCGUGUUGUUGCUAGCUGAACCAGUGGCUGAAGCUGAUGGCGGCCAGCAGGAGGCAUUGACUUCUUAUGUUUACAUGAAUGUUUCAGCACCUUCACGAGUUGACCAUGUGAUGCUGGGACCCAACUGGCUCACCAGAUGGUUUACUUCCACACUGUUGCUUGGAAACCGCAGCAGGGACACUUGUCAGCCUCGUGCAGCUGUCGCUGUGCCAGCACUUUUGCUACUGUCCUUGUGACAUGUGGAGGCCCCGCAGCAGCCCACACAGCAUUUGAAAGAGCUGCGAAGGCAACGAUGGGUAACCUGCUCUGCUGUGUCUGCAGGGACCACAAGUCAGGGGUAGAUGAUGGUGGCAGCACAGGUGGAAGGUAUGGCUUCCACCGAAGACAGAGUUCUCGUUCGCUUCCUAUUGAGGCUCAUGAUGGCACAAGUGAGCGGCGUCGGUCCAGCUCUGCUUUCAACUGGCAUGGCACGAGAGGCUCCCUUAGUGCACCUGCGACAAGCUAUGUGGAACAUCUCAUCCUUGAAACCCUUUCUAUCAUCCGGACCUUGGUUGACAAUGAGCAGGAGCCUCCACCCUUCAUGAUCAAGCUGCACCUGAUAGCUGACAAAGAAUCUGGCUGGCUUUUGGUUGUCCGAUCCAUGGUGAAUGCCAUUCCUAUGGAUGACCCCCUAGGCCCUGCUGUCAUUACUCUCAUCCUUGAUGAUUGUCCUCUACCAACUAAGGAAUCCGUGGGAAAGUUGUCGCAAAUGUUUCAACUCUCAAGAGAGCUGUCGCUGAGUGGCAGGAACAACCCAACGUGGCACCGAAACAUUUGUGUUGUUCUUGGGUGUAUUGCAGAGAAGCUUGCAGGACCAAGCAGUGUUGCACUUCUGACGGAAGAUACACUUGAAUACCUCAUCGCAAAUUUGGACCCCAUCACAUGCAACACACUUGUGAUCUUGUUCUCACUUAUUGCCUUGGAGAAAUUUGCUCAAACAAGUGAGAACAAAGUAACCCUGGAAAAGCGCCUGUCGAGCCUACCAGAGAACCCUCUAGCGAAAAUGGAGCCCUGGGUCAACAGUGAAGAUUUUGUGGAACGUCAGGUCGGCUUCUGCGCCCAGUGGUGCCUGGACAACCUCUUCAUACUUGAGGGACGUCGUUACACAUACGAGGUUACUGACCGAACUAACAUUAACGCCAUGCUCAACAGCAAUGAUGUCAGCGAGUAUCUGAAAAUCUCCUCAAAUGGUCUCGUGGCACGAUGUGACGCAUCAUCAUUUGAAAGUGUACGCUGCACCUUUCAAGUGGACUCUGGCGUCUGGUACUAUGAGGCCUUAAUUGUCACUUCAGGUGUAAUGCAAAUUGGCUGGGCCACCCGAGAAAGCAAGUUUCUUAAUCACGAGGGUUACGGAAUUGGUGAUGACGAGUUCUCAAUUGCUUAUGAUGGGUGCCGGCAACUUAUCUGGUACAAUGCGUUGAGCCAAAGCCAUAACCACCCUUGCUGGAAACCAGGUGACAUCCUGGGCACCUUGCUUGACAUGAAAGCAUUCCAGAUUACAUUUUACCUCAAUGGGGAGCCCCUGCCUCCAAACACUCAAGUCUUUCAGAAUGCGAAGUCCGGCUUCUUUGCUGCUGCCAGUUUCAUGACAUUUCAGCAGUGCGAGUUCAACUUUGGCCGCUCACCGUUCAAGUUUCCACCUAGUGGAGUUCAGUUCUCUUGCUUUAAUUCUUUUGCCCACCUGUCCGAGGAGGACAAAAUUAUUCUGCCUAGGCACAUUCGUAUGGAGAAGCUAAGGCACAGUAGUGUUCGUGAAGAUUCUUGCACCCUAUGUUUUGACCGCAGUGCUGCUGUCCGGCUGGAGCCUUGCCAACACAAGGGUUUCUGCAGUGAAUGUGCCAUGCAGCUGGAAGUGUGCCCCAUGUGCCGAAGUGAGAUCCGGGAACGAAUAGAAGCGUCUCUGUAGCUUCUAGACUACAAGCCUGCUGGCAGUGCUGCUUGGUUCAUGAGAUAUAAUGGCUACAAAUGCAGCCAUUGCAGAGUCCACAGGCUUUCAGCUGAUUGCUGGAGAAAUGUGGUAUAGUGUAGAAAAGAGUAUGGCAUGCAGAUUGGAAUGAAAAUGUGGGUUACUGAUACUUUUGAAGCUGUUCUGACUUUUGUUUCAUUCACUGUUAGUUUCUCUGCACUGAAGGGCUAGUGUGUUUUCAAUAAUGGGGACAUGCUUCCAUAUAUUUUCCCAUGCAUCUAUUGUAGGUAUUGAAUUAAAGAAAGAAAUGUGGCCCAGAGUUGUUUGAACAAAGUUAGUUCUGAUAGUGUCAAAUAAUUUCUGACAGGGCAUUUUCAGAAUUAUCUGAUGUUAUGACUGCAUUUUUGCUGGUAAAAUGUUAACAUUUAUUUGUGAUUGGUCUGGAAGACUGGGAUUAGCAACUGCUGCCAGUCACAGUUGAACUUUGUGAUGUUAUAUUUACUGUACGGUGGUGGCCCUGUGUCAGCACUACAAUGGUCAUUACAGCAUUACAUUGUGCACUAACGCAUUGCUUGCUGCUCUCAUUAGCAAUGACAUUUUUCUGUGCAUGUCACGGUUGCUGUGGUCAGAAUCACUGUGUCACAUCUUUUUUGUACCUUAGGAGUUGAAAACAAUUAUAUUGAACAAAACUUGGGCAAAGUAAACUGUGGUCUCUCAAAAGAGAAUGCUGACAUUGGAUAUAGCAUGCUGAAAGUUUCUGACGUCUACACGUAGUAGUAGACAUUGCUGAAAUACUAUGUUGCAAAAUCGAUGUACUGACCUCUUAAAAAUCACUCUAAUGUGUUUUUAAAGCAGGCAGUAAAAUCUAGUGACAAGAUUAAUAAAUAUAAGUGUUGGGCGCAAAUCUGUGCAGGAGAUGCAAAUCGACAAAGCAUCUGCCACGGUGGCUCAGGAUAUACAGCGUUCUGCUGCUGAGCACAAGGUCAUGGAUUCAAUUCCUGGCCAUGGUAGCUGUAUUUCAAUGGAGCAAAAUGCCAGAAUGCUUAUGUAUAGGUCCACAUGAAAGAACCCCAGGUGGUCGAAAUUAAUGCAGAGCCCUCCACUGCGGCGUCUCUGAUAACCAACUGUACAGUUUCUAGAUGUUAAACCACACAAUUUAAGUUUAAUUCUCAAAGCACAGCACAGGUGCACUGUGAACAAAGCUUUACAAUGACUAACAUCUGCAGAAAAUGUCCAGCUGCUUUAACCAUUUGCAAAGCAGUACUAUUUAGUCGGAAGUACCAUCUGUGACAGCUGUAGCUGAUGACAGAACAUACGAGGAGCACAUUGUUUACGAACUAAGCUUAAUUUUCUUAGGAAACAGGAGCACAUUGUUUACGAACUAAGUUUAAUUUUCUUAGGAAACUUCUGCAUUCUCAGCAUUUUUCGAAGAUUUUUGUAAGAAUCUCUCAGCAGUGUUCUUAUUCCUAAAACAUGGAUGCACAGCCAUAUACAGAAUAUUUUUUUUGCUUACAGUUAUGCAUGCAUUUUAGUUCAGUUUCAUCUGAACUGAAGACUUCUAAUAGAGGACACAGAACCAUCCCUAAUUAAAUUCAAAUGGGAGAUUGAACUGUAAGGAGCUAGACACAGCCAAGAGCAUAGGAUUGCCACCCGACUGUUUUUCCACCAGCACCAUCGGUUUUUCGCUCACUGUGCUGGCUGCCAGCUGGACCCACACAGCGGCAUGCCAUUUGCCAAUUUUUCAGUUCUCCAUAAGUUUGCACAUCAUAAGCUGCAUCACCAGCACUCUGUGAGGUGUUCUUAUAAAGCAGACAACUGAAUUGCAGAAAUCACAUUCAUUCCUAAUUCAUUAAACCUUUCAUUGUCAUGUUAUCAGAAGUUACAAGGCUGAACCGUGCAUCCUAUUGCUUUCUUUUGAGCUUUCUUCUAUGAGUCCAAGCAUGUCCCCUGCUUCUCUCCAUAAAUCUUCUCGGCGAUGACCUGCUUAUGAUGUCAGCUGGCUCGUCAGCAGCACUUAUUGCUAGGCUGUUCGCAGGCUAUAAUGUGCCUGAGAAUAAAUGAUUUUCAGUGACAACAUGAAGAUUUAAAAGUGUGCCAAAGUUUAUAUAAAGCCUUUCAAUAAGUUUUAUUCAUGCAAAAUUUCUACACAAUGUAUCGCCUGUUUAUUAUGUUUUCAUUUUGUUUGUAUUUUUACACAUCGUACUUUUCACAAAAAGAACACACACGACACCUCCCCUUCCCCUCUUGGUGCUCAUUUGAAGUGCAGCACCAACACUCUUGCUUUCAGUCCUUACUGAAUCAUCUAAGCAACAAGAUGCAAAAUCUUGGAUGUAUUAGGCCAUAGGUAUGGCAAUUAUUUGUAUAUUUUAUGCCAGAGUUAGUGAAGAGAGAAUUAUUUUAUUUUACGCAUGCUACACGCUACAUCUAUACUCCAUCUCACAACUACAUUGCAGCACUGCUGAAGGUACGAGGCGUACACAGGCAAUAUCCUUGCGCAGCGGUAUAUAGUUCCGGGCAUAACUGGCUACACUAGAGAAUGUUAUUUUUGCUUGCUACAUGAUAGGUACAGUGAUACGUGACAUGUUGGGACCUUUGCGCAUGCACGUCGUAUAUCGAGAAUUACUGUGGCAGUUGCCGCCAGUAACCGCAAUAGCCACCUUAACCGUGGCAACAUGGCAGCACCCUUACAGCGCCAACCACACACUUCGAUCCAAAGUCGUGCUUGUUACUGGCUCUCCGCCCUCUCAGCAAGAAAUAAGCAGCAAAAUCUAUCAUCGCUAAGUGUCAUCUCAAGCUGAGGUCAAAUCAUUAGGUAUGUUUUGUCGUAAUUAUUAAGAUCGGCUGUUUGUUUUCACGCUGCUAGGACUACAGACACGGAGCCAUAAAACUGGUUUGAUUUCUAGUUGGCAGAUGGUGCCACAGCAUUAGCAUUGGUGAUGCAUUGACACUAUAAUAUGUUCACUGCAUCAUUAAUUUACUCUCCUGCUCUAGCAUGAUACGUGAUGACAGUAGUGAUCAAAUGCUAAGUAGACGCUGAGCAGACGCUGUGGCGCAGGUGAACAUUUGUAAGGGCAUUUGCCCGUACUAGCUAAUGAGGCUGCAAGGUAACUGCAGAGAAAGCAUACAGGUAAAGCAAAGCCCUGCUGUUGCAUACAUGUAAAUGCAGCUUAUGGUUACGGAGUUAAAACAUUUUUUGCAUCAAUCCACCAACGAUGGAGCAUGUAACUGGAUGGUAAGCACACGCUGAGCAGACAAUGUGGCGUGGAUGAGCACAUCUCGAGGGGAAUUCAGCCUGCCUAUUGGCUAAGAAUUCGUGUAGCUUUCACACUGCUGCAACCAGCUUAUGAGAUAGUAUAGCUUGCGAAGUACUUCAACAGAGCACCGCCAAGUUGGCACCGUGCUCUUGUCACACGGUCUCUAUAACUGCCAUUUCAACAUGAAAAUUGCUUCAGCUAGAUGAGACACAUUUUGACUGUCAUGAAUGUUGCAUGAAGAUAAACAGCUAAAAAAUUUUGCAGCAAAUCAUUUUUCAUGGUUGCUAAAACAAACAAACACAGCUACUAUACAACCUACUUGUGUCCGAACAGCUUUUGAAAGGAAAUGUGUAAAUCAUUUUUGCAUUACCGUUCCAUCUUUUGAUCUAAUGUUUCGCGGGUGUGCCAUCACUAUUAGGCUGUCCAUGUAGCUCUCCAAAGGAAUUGAAGCUUGUUUUUUCGCUGGAAAAGACUAGGUUUUUUCUGUUUUGAGCUCUGCUUUGAUUGUAUAGUUUUUCCUUUAGCAAACUAUGGUUCUUACAAAUGUGUGCAGCAUAGCUGUAAACAGUAACUUUUGGGGCUUCGAAAAGAAUUGAUUUUAUGUGAUUCCUGGGGAUUAAGUAAAUCAAUCAUUGGAAAGUUAGUUGUUACAUGGACAUUAUAGCUGAACAUCAGUUCAUUUUUGGCACUAGUGGUUUGUAUCACUAGCACUUACAAUAGGAGCUGUACAAUAACACUUUGAAAGCACUUUUUGUGUAACAUGUCAUGUUGGAAAAGAUAGUUGGAAAAAGAUAUUUCGAGUUUGCUUAAAGGCGUAAAGACAUAAAAAAAAUUCCUGCUUUCCCCUUGUGUGUGUGUGUUUUUUUUUUAUAAUAUCAUUAUUAUUAUUAUUAAUUUUUUCUAACAAAGCGGACAUGGCCACUAUCAUGGAGCAUGAUGUGGAAAUUCCUUUGCCCAUUUUUCCCACUCACCUGCAUUUCAAAGCUGCACCACAGCAUGCUGAACAGCUCAUGCCUAAAUUCGGUGGCAAUUGUACUUUAAAGAACAUUGCUAUCUUUAUCCACAUGGCCAUCUCCUUUCCAAACCACAAUGUAUGCAUAUUGUUUUAAUUUAAAUCAAAUAGUAGCAAAGUCUUGUACCAAAGCAAAGACUUCAGCCCUCUCAUUCAUCGGAGUUGUUUGUGGACGUUGCAGCCCAUUUUUCUUUUGAUCAACUGGGAUAGAGAGGGAGAGAGAAAAAAAAGGUAUAGGAAAGACAGGGAGGUUAACCAGAGGUUUUCUCCGGUUGGCUACCCUGUACCAGGGGAGGGGUAAAGGGAUGCGAAAGGAGAGAGAGAUCAACUGGGAAAAGACAAAGCCAUCUAUGCAGGUGAAACCAAGUGUUUGUUGUUAGCAGCCACCUGAAGAAACCUUCAGUAUUUUUUUGUGUUUUUCUGAAAUAAUUAGUGCUUAUUAGCUUUCUAAUGGUUAACUUUGCAGCCACUAUUUGAAUACUAGGGUUCUAGAGCACAUUAGGAAACAUCAAUUUCAUUUGUUUGCAGUGCACUAUCUUUAGCAAAGCUUUUUAUUGCAAUAAGCAAUUGUACGGAAAAGCCAGCCACACUCACAAUGUCCGAUUGCAUUUGGUGUAAACCGAGGUAUGAUUCAGUUUAUAUUCUAUAUGCUUUCUGAAAGAAAGAUGAUACAGCAUUGAAUUGUAUUACAUGCAAGCCCCACGGUUUCUAUUUGUAUUAAUUUUAGACUAGAAUGCAAGAACUAUCAUCCAUUCCAAGAUGCGGCUCAAUGUUGGCUCAUUGUAAUGUACAGUUGCCACUCUCACAGCCAUGGUGUAACAGGCAGAGCACUGGCGAUUUUUCAUUUGGCAGAAAAGCUUCUGGUGUUUGGCACAUCUGAAACAAUGUCAAGAUUUUGUAAGUGCGUGUGUGGCGAUUUCUGCACAUGUAUGCAAUGUGCAUGCAUUGUUGUGUAUGUGAAACACUGCGAACUAAAACCCUUUUUUUAUUAAUUGCAUUGUUUGUAUAUUGUGCAAUGGAGGCACAUCCUUUGCAUUAGAAUUUUCAAAUCUGGUCAAACUGUGGCAGGAAUGGUCUGAGUUUCUGGCACUGUUAUUGGCUUGGAUCUGGUAGAUGUUGGAGAAAAAACACUUGAGAAUUUUUUCACUCUGCUACAUCGUUAUCACUUCACAGCUCUGCAAUGUCUCAGUAAACUUAUGAGCUACUUGAAAAGUGCUAAGCCAGGCCCAUCACCUAUAAUGAGGCAAAACAAAGGCAAAUGUUUAUUUGAGAGCAGUGGCUUAAUGAUAAAUGCUGCCAGAACAUGUAGAAGCCCUAGUCAGACUUCUACCCAAUUAAUUUAGCCACUCCAUUGAAACUCCCCGCCCACAUAGGAGUCACCCCCCCCCCCCCCCUCUUCCUUUUUUUUUUUUUUUUUUUGCUCCCUUAGGAAAUGUUUUCAUAUCUCUCCUGCCAGUCUUUAUGCCACUUGUAGUUAUAGCCUGUCAUGUCCAGUAUAAGUUGAUAGCUUGGUACCAGCUGCAUAUUUUGAUAUACUUUGUGCCAGAAUAUAUAAAAUGUGGGGAAGCUGACCAGAAGGGAGUGCUCCACUCCCUUCUGUCAUUGCUAUGAGUUGACUUCUCGUAGCAGUAUAUUCAAUCACAUAUAGUGGCAGCUAUUGCUUGGUGGCACUGGCUGCACUGCCUGACAUGUAUCUUGUGCUGUGCAAGCAGUGUGGCUUCUAUACUUUAUAGCAAGUGGCCUGCUUUGUGACCGUGUUGAAUAUUAGUAACUUCAAACAUUGUCAGGCACAGAGAACAAUGGCUAUUGUGUUUGAAUAGUAUCUAUAUCAUUGGUCUUUUAUGCAAUUCAUUGCUCAGGGUUGCAGGUUCAAGGGUGAUGAUAAGUCUGUGUGUUUUGAUUGGUUAUAGAAUUUGUAUGUUUGAAUAGCAAGAAACCUGUUGAAUGCACUUUUUUUUUUUUUUUUUCAAGUUGUGCAACAGUUGUGUCCCAUGAUAUAGAGUGAGCCUGUGGUGAGUGUUAUUCUGACCACACAUUAUGCAAGUGAUUUGACCACUUGUAACUGAAUUAGCUGGCAGCUUCUACUUAUGUCGGUGAUAUCCAAGUAUGCAUGAUCAGUAGAACAUCUGCAACUGGACUGUUCAGCACUAUUAGUAAACAGGGUCAACUAUAAAAAGAUGGCUCAUCUUGCCCUUUCCAACAUGCAUGCAACAUUUAAUAUUUGGUGCCAAGCAAGAUGCUCCUUUUCAUUCUAGAGCCAAGAAAAACACCUGUAGUACUACUGAGUGUUUGUUACAGUACCAUGUUGCCUUGCAUGCCAGGCAAUGCCAGCAUUCUCAGUAUGUCAUACAAAAAUAAUAAUAAUAAUAAAAGAGACAGCUGGAAUAACUGCAGUAAUUGGUUCCAUUGUGCCGAUGUCUACUACUUGUGGAAUCCAUUGUUCAGUGGCCAGUCUAGUUGAGCAGUGCUUUAGAAAAUACGAAAAAGACAACUAAAGCACCCAGAACUGUUAAGGUAGCUGAACAGUUUGGCAUCAUGCUUUUUGUAGGCAAUAAGGCAACGCAGCAGCAACUGUCACAUCAUUGCACAGUUGUCUGUGACCACUAGGUAAAGCCCAUUUAAUGCGAAUGUGGCAGUGCCAUUUGACACUUCAUAGCAGAAAUUCACAUUUUUUCACACUAGAAUUAAGUUUUUCAGUAAAUGUUUUUUGUUUGUACCACACAUUACAAGGCUUUCUUACCGACCAUUACUGCUUUGCUCAAUUAAUGUCUCAGCAUUUGCCUAUUGACAUUGUCAUGUAACCUGCUACUGUCCCUCUUAAUGUUUCAUGCACUUUGUCAUUGAAUCUGGGACAGAGUGACCAGAAAGGUGCUAAGAAUUCGUUUGUCACCAAAAAUAUUUUCUGCACAACUGGUUUUGCUUUAAGGAUCUAACAGUUCAUGUAUCAUUGUGCACACACAGAUAACACAAGGGUAACCAAAGGGUGAAGAGGAGGAUGGGCCAAUGCUGGGCUAUUCUCUUCUUCACCUUCUGUCUUCAUGUUUCCUGCUAGUUUUAUUUGUGUUUGUUUCACCUUGUGUCUUCAUGUUUCCUUCUAGUUUUAUUUGUGUGGUUGUUCACCAGCAUGUCUAGCUCUUCACCCUGUUGUAUCGUCAUGUACACUUGUGACUAUUGCAGCAACACAUAUUUGCUGGUGGGAUGUUGAUGUUACAGUCAGGUUUGCUCAGCUAAAAUGGUUCCCUCAAAAAUAUUUUCAGAUGAUGAUGAUGGCUUAAGUGCUUAAAGGGACCUUCAUAACAAAAAGAAAGAAUGUCGAUAUUCUAAUUUAACACUUUCAUUAUUACACUGUAAUAGCCACACUAUAAAAUUAUAAAGGACUAUAUACUAUGAGACAUUGAUAAGCAGUUCCGGCAAGUGGAAGUAUGUUGCAUGAUCCACCAAACAAUAUUAAUUGCAUCUUCAGGUACAAAUUUAGUUCAGCUAACCCUUAUACCCAAAGGUGUUGCAAGUUAUUGACAGUUUUAUUUAGGCCUUAAGUUACCACAGCAGCUAACAAAAGCACCAGAUGCCCAGAGUGGCUGUUUGUUGCGCAUUCUUAUUUCUCUUGUGAAGCCGGGCGCCAGAGACAUCCAUGUGAGAGAACACUAACAGUCGUGUAUCUAGUGAUGGAUAGGGAGUGCAAAAGUGCAGGGCUUUGACUGAGCAACACACAAGGUAUGCAAUGGAGUGUAGCUUUUCUGUUUUUACACUGUUGUUUGGCUAGGCCCUGUGUCAUCACAUUAUAUGUCACUUCUGGAAAAUGCAUAAGGAAUCAUAUUUUCUCUUUCACGUAUAUUACCUUUGUUUGGAGGAUGGCCCAAUUAGCAAUAUCUUGAGGUUUAUUAGAGCCCAUAUACUGAAGCUGGUUGCCGUCUUGAACAAUGCAUGCCCUAAAUGCAGUCCACCAAAAAAUGAGGCAUAUGUAUCAUCUGUCAAAAGCCAUAAAGGUAAUACUACCUGUCAUUUCCUAGUUAUGUCUAUGGUUUUACAUCUUCAGAAUGCCACAGAAGAUAGACCAAUUUGCAAGAUUGGCAAAAGGUAUCAAGCUUCAAUUACUGCUUGUAAGUACUUUUGUGAAAUGCUUCCAUUUGUUUGCCAUGUAUCCGUUAGAAUACUUAUGUGUGUGCAUGUGUUUUUGGGCCCUCUGCUUUUCAACUUUGCACAACAAAUUGUAAACAAGCAUUUUGGCUUAAAAAACAUCUCAGCUUGUGUAAAGGCCCAAAAUUUUGGCAGCAAGGAGAAGGAGAAAAUACUUCUUUUGGGAUGCAUUAGUUUGCCAUUUCCUCAGUGUCAGUACCCUGAAAACAGACAGGGCAGUUCAUUUAGCAUUGGCACAAAAAGCAUGAAUUUUGUUGUGUUAAGUUUUUGGCUUGUGAAACUAUGUUUUGAGAGAUAAAUCCAUUUGUGCAACAUGAAUGGUGCUUAAAGCAAUGUAACUGGCAUGUUAAAUAAGACUUUUAACACCUCACUACUAUGGUAUGGUGUGCUGUCCCACCACUGCACAAUGUCAUACCGGUUGCAUUAAUAAGCGAUCAUAUAUUGUUUGUUUUGUAUGGAGCAGGUAAUGUUGUCAGUAAGCAUAUUUGUUUGCUGAUAAUCACUUUUCUACGGUCAAGCUACAGCCAGUGUGACAAGGCCUUUAGACAUACUAAGGCUGGUAGUAUGUUGUAUGACGAAGUAUGACAACAGAAUGUUGGAUGACAAAGCCUUCUAGACAGACUGCUCAUUGAGUGUAAGAAAUGCUUGCGCUUACCUCUGCAGUGCUGCAAUGAGGAAUGUUCCUGUCGUGUAUGCUUAUAUUGACAUGUUUUUGGAUAUUUUGUGCUCAUGCGCAGGAGAGUUUGUGAAUUGAUGUCCCAAAGCUUGCUCUGCAAGCACUUUCAGCUCUAAAUUAUCUCGCAAUUAUUUAUUUUUAUCUUCCCAAUUCUGAACUUAAGAGAUCUGGCAAUAUUAGAUGGCUCUGCCCUUUAGGUAAGCAUGAAUAAUCUCUCAUGAAGAAGCUGUGCUGGCUCAAGCUGUAUUCAUAUGAAAUACUUUGUCAGUGCUGCCUCCUUUCUUGCCAAGAAUUGUUAUGGAGACGAGUAUGUUGUCACUAUUUCAACUGUCACUACUGCUUGUCCAUGUAAAUUGCACUGACUUAUUGCACAGGGUUUUCAUUGGAUGUUUCCGUUGUAUCCCAGCGGCAUGUAGGUCACCUGUACAGGAUCUAGUCACCUUUCCUUUUUUUUUUCCCCUUCCUUUCUCCAGCUAAAGAAAUAUACAUUCAAAUAUUUUUAAUUUUCUAGCCUUGCUUGCAAGGCUACUUGAGUCAUGUAAAUAUGGAGCUUGUCGUAUAUCGUACAUCAUAUGUACCAGUUGAUUAAAAGUGCUGUUCACCAAGUGAAA
Molecule: messenger RNA, 11658 nt
Organism: Dermacentor silvarum
Lineage: Eukaryota; Metazoa; Arthropoda; Arachnida; Ixodida; Ixodidae
Product: RING finger and SPRY domain-containing protein 1
Exons: 15
Coding region: 160-1968 (602 amino acids)
Cellular component (GO): cytoplasm
Molecular function (GO): protein binding; ubiquitin-protein transferase activity
Source: RefSeq, a predicted model, not a curated record